Messenger RNA from Microthlaspi erraticum, 171 nucleotides. The record is from the annotation of a GenBank genome assembly. Lineage: Eukaryota; Viridiplantae; Streptophyta; Magnoliopsida; Brassicales; Brassicaceae.
AUGAUCAUGGGAGGCUUCCUGGAUAACGACGAUUCCAUAUCGGCGAUCAAGGAAUACGAACGAAAGGCCGUCGCGGCACAACGCUACCCGUAUAUCCAUAAAGGGAUCCCUACCAUCUCCUUUACGGAUAAGGAUGCGAGCGGGCUGGACAUCCCUCACCUUGACCCACUC